This is a messenger RNA of Entamoeba invadens IP1, 678 nucleotides long. RefSeq lists its product as hypothetical. NCBI's taxonomy places the organism in Eukaryota, Evosea, Mastigamoebida, Endamoebidae. Bases 1 to 678 code for a protein of 225 amino acids. The transcript has a single exon. The record is from RefSeq and is a predicted model, not a curated record.
AUGGACCAAUUCAGGAUAAUGCAACAACUUCAAGUUGAGUGUAAAUUCCUUCCCGAGAUAUGUGUCAUCAUGACACGUGAGAUGGAACUCUUUGAACCAAAAUUAGCAACAGCUGAGCGGGAGUGUCAGAUCUUAUUUGAGAUGGAGAAGGACAAAGAUUAUAUAGCCGAAGGUAUCUUAUCCCGUGAAGGGUAUACAUUAUCACCAAGUCAUUGUGAAGGUCUAUGUAUUGAUAUCCCAAGAGGAAGCACAUCAGACAACGUCAAAGUUUGCUUAUGGAAUCGACACAGUGCCACCAACCAAUUGUUCCAAUUCAUCCCUUAUAGAAAUCAAGCACAUCCUUCUUGUUUCCUCAUUCAAAACUUGAAUUCAGGAAAGUACCUUGGCGUCCAAAAAGGAAAGACUAAAGCUGGGUCUUUUAUCAUGCAAACCAAUGACGAUGUAUCACUCGCUGAUAACCACUGGACUCUUCAACCAACGGGAAAUGGAAAAUUCUGUAUCCAAUCCGCUCACUCCGAAUUAACUCUGGACGUCUAUGAAGGCGGAAAGAAACCGGGGUCGGAGUUGUGCCUUUGGCACAACAAGAAACAGCUAAAUCAACAGUUCUCACUCCAAAGAUCCCCAGACGAAAUGGCAUCCACCAAGGCAAGAAGAAACAUCGCCGAAAAGUCAUUUUGA